AUGAGCUCGUCGUGGUUGCCGCUCGACGACAACGACGCGAUGCACGACCCGAUUGAGGAGCUGCGCAACCCGCGUCAGGCCAAAGAUGACUUUUUGAAGUAUUUGAAAGAGGAGGUGUUGAAGUUGAACUUUUAUCGCGCGCAUAUGCUGUAUUUCGUCGUCGUUAUCGCGAUCUCCUCGGUCAUUGUUUACGGGCAGGGUCUUGCUAAUGGGCCCAAAGAGUAUGGAGAUGCGCAUGUGACGUACACCGACGCGCUGUUCUUGUGCACCAGUGCUAUGACAACUACAGGGCUCAAUUCGGUAGACCUCGGAGAUCUCUCCGGCUUCCAGCAAGCGACCUUUGCCGUGCUGCUAAUGAUUGGCAACAUACCAUUUGUAUCGACAGCAGUGGUACUCAUCAGAAGAGCACUGUUCCGGAAGAAGAUGGCAGAUGUCGUCAAACAUUCGCACACGAUGCAAAGACUCGUGCAAGAUAUCGAGAACAGUCAUUCGGAUCAAGCAGAAAGCAGCAGCAGUACCGGAAGCCUGCGUCAGCGAUCGAACGGAAAACAAAACCAGGCAGCAAAGAAAGUACAAGAAGAAAACGAGGAGCCGCCGCAAGCAAAGAUGUAUCCAAAGUCUAGAAGACGCACAUAUCAUUACGAGACCGGAUUUGGCUUCAUACCAACACCCUGGGAAAUCAAGUCCGCACGCAACUUCUUCAGCCGCAUACUGGAUCGCUUUUCGACAGAGUUGAAACCCGAGAAACACGACUACGUCUCCUUCAAGCCGCAUCUCGACUCCAAGGGUCGAUUCCGCGAGCUCAGUGAGCAAGAUCGCAUGGAACUUGGGGGUGUGGAGUAUCGCGCACUCCAAGCUCUGUUGCUCAUCCUGGUGGGCUAUCAGAUCUUCUGGUACCUGCUUGGUAUCACUUUCCUGAUACCGUACGCAUAUCGCAACGAUACCAAAAGCACAUUGUAUCAAGAGCAGCCAGGUGCCAUCAACCCAGGAUGGUGGGCAUACUUUGCGACGGUGACGGAAUUCUCGAACGGUGGACUCAACGUACUCAACGCUAACUUCGUUCCCUUCAGCGGCAAUGCAUAUGUUUUGCUUGUGGCCGCAUGUUUGGCCUUCGCUGGUCAGACGCAGUUUCCGAUUUUACUCCGCAUCACGAUAUGGGUAUUGAAGAAGAUACUGCCAAAAGAGUCUCGCAUCAGAAACACGAUGCAAUUCCUUCUACAGCAUCCACGACGAUGUUUCAUAUACCUUUUCCCCAAGCGCGAGACAGUAUACCUCUUUCUUGUUCAGCUCGGUAUCGAUAUCACUGCCUGGCUUUGCUUCGAGAUAUUGAACAUCGGCAUGCCAGAUGUUGAAGCUCUAUCCACUGGCGCUAGAGUAGUAGACGGACUCUUCAUGGCCAGUGGACUACGUACUAGCGGCGCAUACAUCAUCAACAUGAGUUCGCUCGCGCCCGCAUGCUUGGUGGCUUAUUUAGUCAUCAUGUACAUCUCGAUCUACCCCAUGACGUUGGUACUGCGGAAGACGAACACGUACGAGGAGAAAUCGAUCGGUCUGGAAGAGAAUGAUAGCAGUGCUGCUGGCGUAGCAUCACACUUGCAAAAGCAGCUCGCCUACGACAUCUGGUUCCAGUUCUUUGUCUUCUUUCUCAUAUGUAUAAUUGAGCGAGGUCACAUCCUGAACGCAUCACCAGGAUUCAGCAUCUUUUCGAUAUUAUUCGAAGUCACAUCGGCAUAUGGCACUGUCGGCUUGAGCCUCGGUGUACCGGGAAAGAACACCAGUCUAUGCGGCGACUUUGCCAGCUUGAGCAAAGUCGUCUUAAUGGCUGCUAUGCUACGUGGUAGACAUCGUGGACUACCUUUGGCGAUCGACAGAAGCAUUCUUCUACCCGGCGAAGAGUUGAUGCAUCGCAUGGAUCAAGAGUACAGCUCGAGGGGCACAGAAAACCCACAAGAAGAGGCAGAGCUGAGAGAUGACAUUGAAUCAAGUGGCGAGCAACAAAAGAAUGGUGGAAAGGGCGACCAAGAUCCCGAAGACAGAAGAGGGUCGCAACCGGACAACGAGGCUGGUCAGGAAGGGGCGGGGGAGACAGUCGCAGAGUCCAACCCCUGA
Molecule: messenger RNA, 2109 nt
Organism: Alternaria incomplexa
Lineage: Eukaryota; Fungi; Ascomycota; Dothideomycetes; Pleosporales; Pleosporaceae
Exons: 2
Coding region: 1-2109 (702 amino acids)
Biological process (GO): potassium ion import across plasma membrane; intracellular potassium ion homeostasis
Cellular component (GO): plasma membrane
Molecular function (GO): high-affinity potassium ion transmembrane transporter activity
Source: RefSeq, a predicted model, not a curated record